AUGUUGCCACGACUUUAUGCCCAACAACGACUACGACAUGCCGCUGCGCAUCAUUGUCGACGAAUGUAUACAGCCAAACCGGAAGCAUCACCGGUAGAUUUUCGGCAGCCUCCAGCUGUGUUGGGUUUACGAGAAGCUCCCAAUGUUGACAGACAUGGCUGGAUAGACCGUAAAAAGCAAAAGUUACGCGACUUGGUAAACUACGAGAAAGCUUUUGCAGCUCACGCAGCUGAACGUCGCCACUUGGUCGAGGAAGCUACAAAGUCAUAUUUCUCGGAUGCACACGAAAUGAGAAAGCAUGGUGGCAAAAUGUAUCAUGCGUCCGACAAACUUAUUAAAGCCGAUAGAGCAGGAUACAUGCCUGACUUUGAAGGCGUUAAUCUUAACAAGCAACCAGUACAUACCACCGAUUUACUUGCUGGCAAGGUUUCGUUGAUGUCUUUCGUAUACGCCAAAUAUGGUGAGGCGCAUGUAAACUCAUACGUUGAGCCAUUCCUUAAACACUUUAAAGAUAAUCAAAAAGUCCAGCUUGUCGAGGUUAAUGUGCAAGAGAACUUGAUGAAACAAUGGCUGUUGAAAGCCUUUAUUCCUAGCAUCCGCAAAAAUUUGCCAGAGGAACGGAAGGCAAACUAUACGCUUCUGCUUAAAGACAUCUCUCGAACACGUAAAAUGCUGGACAUGUCGAACCAAUAUAUCGGAUACGUAUAUUUGGUGGACGAAAAAUGUCGAAUUCGUUGGACCGCUCACGGCAAUGCCACUGAACAAGAAGUUGCAAAUAUGCUUGGCAUGAUCGAAUAUAUGAGUUCAACAUCGUCAUGA
This is a messenger RNA of Zychaea mexicana, 819 nucleotides long. Its product is annotated as ATPase assembly factor ATP10. Bases 1 to 819 code for a protein of 272 amino acids. Lineage: Eukaryota; Fungi; Mucoromycota; Mucoromycetes; Mucorales; Lichtheimiaceae. Gene Ontology annotation, biological process: mitochondrial proton-transporting ATP synthase complex assembly. The record is from RefSeq and is a predicted model, not a curated record. The transcript has 7 exons. Gene Ontology annotation, cellular component: mitochondrial inner membrane.